This is a messenger RNA of Penicillium canariense, 378 nucleotides long. RefSeq lists its product as uncharacterized. The transcript has a single exon. Lineage: Eukaryota; Fungi; Ascomycota; Eurotiomycetes; Eurotiales; Aspergillaceae. Bases 1 to 378 code for a protein of 125 amino acids. The record is from RefSeq and is a predicted model, not a curated record.
AUGUACCAUGCGAUCGACAUUAUCACUGGAACCGUGCCUUGGCAGGACAAACUGCAAGUCCGAGGGAACUACUGGGAACUACUCCAUACUGGACCUCCCCUGGGGCAGUCGGGCAACGGAAAAGAACCGAUUCUGCAGGGUUCCUACAAUGGACCAACCCCCUGGGUCAUCGCUCUUGCCCUGUCGUUGGCCACUGGCCAUUUAGCUCUGUUGCAGCUUCGGAGCGGCCGUGGACGAUCAACGCCCCUCUGUACUCGGCGCGGAGGACCUAAUCCAAUCCAGCAGGCUGAAAACUUCGCUGCGCACUUUAUUCCUUUGACGGCAUGGCCACGGGCGUUGGAGCUCGUGCACGCGAACCUUACCCGUGUCUUCCGCUAG